AUGCCACCGAUUCCAGGUGGUGCGCGAGAGCGCCGUCGCGUGAUCUGCUACCAUCAGACACUGAUCCCGGGUGAGGGGCCAUACGUGUCCAUGAUCCCUCUGAUAGAGCACAAUACUGGCAUCACGCACAUUAUCCUCGCGGCCAUUCAUCUCAACGAUGGCCCAGGAAAUAUCACACUCAACGACGACCCUCCGGAGAGCCCCAAAUUCGACCCGCUAUGGGCAGAAGUACCCCUCGUCAAAGAAGGCGGGGUGAAGGUGAUGGGAAUGCUGGGAGGUGCCGCACGGGGAUCUUUCGAACGUCUUGAUGGCAGCCAACAGCAAUUUGAGGCGUACUAUCUCCCUCUUUUGGCUAUUAUACGACGCUAUGAACUCGAUGGACUUGAUCUCGACGUGGAGGAGGAAAUGUCCCUUCAGGGUAUCAUUCGGCUGAUCGACCGGCUGAAGAGUGACAUGGGUGAUAGUUUUAUCAUCUCCCUAGCCCCUGUAGCAGCUGCUUUGCUCGGCAUUGGAAAUUUGUCCGGUUUCGAUUAUCGUGAGCUGGAACAGGCGCGUGCUUCAAAAAUUGACUGGUACAACGCCCAGUUCUACAAUGGCUGGGGCCCUGCAGAGGAUCCACGGAUGUAUGCCGCCAUCGUGGCUCAGGGCUGGUCCCCACGUCGUGUGGUCUAUGGUCUAUUGACGAACCCUGGGAAUGGAUCACAGGGCUAUGUGUCUCGGGAGAAGAUCAGUAUUGUUCUGGCCAUGUUGGUUGAUCAGUUCCCGAACUUUGGUGGGGUGAUGGGCUGGGAGUACUUCAAUGCUAUGCCCGGCGAGCGGGAGAAACCCUGGCAGUGGGCUGCGGAGAUGUCGCUCAGUAUGGGCAUGAAGGAUGUGGUUGUUGCAGCUCGUCAAGUGUUGACUGCAGGACCUAUGGCCAAUAGCUUGAACAAUCUGCUACAGGACAUGAUGAACCAGAGACGUGGACUAUAA
This is a messenger RNA of Penicillium cataractarum, 972 nucleotides long. Its product is annotated as putative class III chitinase. The record is from RefSeq and is a predicted model, not a curated record. Gene Ontology annotation, cellular component: extracellular region. Gene Ontology annotation, biological process: carbohydrate metabolic process. Gene Ontology annotation, molecular function: chitinase activity. The coding region runs from base 1 to 972 and encodes 323 amino acids. NCBI's taxonomy places the organism in Eukaryota, Fungi, Ascomycota, Eurotiomycetes, Eurotiales, Aspergillaceae. The transcript has a single exon.